This is a messenger RNA of Theobroma umbraticum, 1724 nucleotides long. RefSeq names its product cytochrome P450, family 715, subfamily A, polypeptide 1 (gene CYP715A1). The record is from RefSeq and is a predicted model, not a curated record. Gene Ontology annotation, molecular function: monooxygenase activity; iron ion binding; heme binding. NCBI's taxonomy places the organism in Eukaryota, Viridiplantae, Streptophyta, Magnoliopsida, Malvales, Malvaceae.
UCUUAAGGUGCUUAUACAAAGAGCUAGCAACAGAGAGAGAGAGAGAGAUAAUGGGGUUUUUCAAACUAUCCCAAACUUUUCUCAGCUUUGCCAUGCUCACUUUUCUUCUCUAUUUCUUCUUGAGAUUGUUAUUCUCUUGCUGGAUCCUGCCCAUGCGAGCUUAUCGUAAGAUUAAGAAGAAUGGGUUUGGAGGUCCAGCUCCUAGUUUCCCUCUGGGAAAUAUUAGAGAGAUGAAAAGUAAUAAGAAUAUUAAUGAUUCUUCACUUGGAUCCUCCGGUAUUUCCCAUGAUAUACAUGCUACUGUGUUCCCUUACUUUGCUCGGUGGCAAAAAUCUCAUGGAAAAGUGUUCAUCUACUGGCUGGGGACGGAGCCAUUUUAAUAUAUUGCCGAGCCAGAGUUCCUCAAAAAAAUGUCGUCGGGAGUCCUGGGAAAGAGCUGGGGAAAACCCAAUGUCUUUAAACAUGACAGAGAGCCUAUGUUCGGAAGUGGUUUGGUCAUGGUUGAAGGAGAUGACUGGGUUCGCCAUCGCCAUGUUAUUACUCCUGCAUUCUCUCCAGCUAACUUGAAGGCUAUGGCAAGCUUGAUGGUGGCACCGGCCAAGAAGAUGCUAGACAGGUGGGCUACCCUUAUAAAUUCUGGUAAACCAGAAAUCGACGUUGAAAGAGAAAUCAUAAAAACGGCCGGGGAGAUCAUUGCGAGGACAAGCUUUGGCUUGAGCUACGAGAGCGGGAGCAAAGUGCUCGAGAAAUUGAGGGCCAUGCAAAUCACACUUUUUAACUCCAACCGCUACGUGGGUGUUCCUUUUAGCAAAUUCAUGUGCCCUAAGAAAAACCUAGAAGCCAAGAAACUUGGCAAAGAAAUAGACCAGCUCCUUUCGUCCAUCAUAGAUGCUCGUAAGAAGUCUUCGGAUGGAUCUCCUCAGAAGGACUUGCUCGGUUUGUUGAUGGAAGGAAGCCAUGUCGACGGACGGGUAGGGAAGAGCUUGACGGCAAGGGAGCUUGUUGAUGAGUGCAAGACUUUCUUUUUUGGUGGCCAUGAAACCACCGCAUUGGCACUCACGUGGACGUUUCUGCUUUUGGCCAUGCAUCCAGAUUGGCAAAACCAGUUGAGGGAGGAAAUCAGAGAAGUGAUUGGAGAUGAUGAAGAGAUCGAUUUCACCAAGCUUGCUGGCUUAAAGAAGAUGGGAUGGGUGAUGAAUGAGGUGCUAAGGCUAUACUCUCCAGCACCAAAUGCACAAAGGCAAUCAAGAGAAGAUAUAAAGGUGGAUGAUCUUGUUAUCCCUAACGGAACCAACAUGUGGAUCGACGUCGUAGCCAUGCACCAUGAUCCGGUAAUAUGGGGAGAUGACGUUAACGAGUUCCGGCCGGAGAGAUUUAAGGACGAUCAUCUAUACGGGGGUUGCAAGCAUAAGAUGGGGUUCUUGCCCUUUGGGUUUGGAGGGAGGAUGUGUGUUGGGAGGAAUUUGACAAUGAUGGAAUACAAAGCUGUCUUGACCCUUAUACUCACUAGGUUUUCCUUCUCCCCUUCUCCAAGUUAUCGUCAUUCACCUUCUAUUUUGCUUUCCCUAAGGCCUAGACAUGGACUGCCUCUCAUAGUUCAACCCCUUUAGGCUCCUUUUUCCCUUCUUUUUCGUUUCCUGUGGUAUAUUCGGAUUAGAUUAGGAGAAGAGUAAAGUUCAUAAACCUCAAUUAGUUAUUAGAAUGACUUAAAAAUUGAAGACCAA